Molecule: messenger RNA, 1096 nt
Organism: Pristis pectinata (smalltooth sawfish)
Lineage: Eukaryota; Metazoa; Chordata; Chondrichthyes; Rhinopristiformes; Pristidae
Product: claudin-15-like
Exons: 5
Coding region: 140-820 (226 amino acids)
Biological process (GO): cell adhesion; bicellular tight junction assembly
Cellular component (GO): plasma membrane; bicellular tight junction
Molecular function (GO): structural molecule activity
Source: RefSeq, a predicted model, not a curated record
GUGAAAUCGGCUCUGUUCCUUCCCUCCGAGCCGCCGGCCGAGAACUGCUCCGAGAACCGCCUGACCGCCGAGCUGACGCCGCUGGCGAGCGAGCAGCGAUCUGUGAAGCCGGCGCCGCGUUCGGGACCAGGUCUGCUCAAUGUCCGCCGGGGACACGGUGAGCUUCUUGUUGGGCGUGGCGGGCUGGGUACUUAUCGCCGUGUGUCUGGGCGACGAGCAGUGGAAGGUGUCCACCCUGGAUGGCAGCGUUAUCACCACAUCCACCAUCUACGAGAACCUGUGGAAAAGCUGCGCCAGCGACUCCACCGGCGUCUACAACUGCAGGAAUUUCCUCUCGCUCUUCGGACUCUCAGAUUACGUCCGCGCGUCCCAGGCCCUGAUGAUCAUCUCCAUCCUCCUGGGAUUUUUUGCGUCCAUCGUCACUAUAUUCGGUCUCCAAUGUGUCAAGUUUGGAGCAACGGAUCCCGUGGCAAAAGCAAAGAUUGCAUCGGCGGGAGGAGCGCUGUUUAUUUUGGCAGCCCUGUGCGCAAUGGUCCCAGUUUCCUGGUACGCCUUUAAUAUCACGCAGCAGUUCUAUGAUCCACUCUACCCAGGAACAAAGUUUGAACUUGGACCGGGACUCUACAUUGGCUGGGCUGGGGCUUCACUGCAGCUGAUUGGUGGGAUCUGCCUCUGCCUUGCUUGUAGGAAAGCCUCUGGUGUAACCGGGGAGUACUCGUACAAGUACCGAGCGUCCCGCUCAGCAAUGGGGGCGGCGUCCAGGAACUACACGUCGGAAGUGGACAACUCCAGUAACUACGGGAAGAACGCGUACGUCUGAGAGCUGGGGCUGCCUCUGGAUCCUUCUGGUCCUGGGCUUUGUACUGUUGGAGGGGGAGAACAUGGAAUCCUCUUUCCGGGAUCACCUCGGGGAAAUGCACAUCCUUCACACUCCACUGGCCCAAUUGUUGCACUGCUUUGUGUUAAAUGUGUUUGUAUUCAUGUUGCAGAGAUGCUGAUGAGUCCUCCCCUCCUCUGAGUGAAUGGGGAGGGUGGUGGGAAGGUCGUCAAUGACUGAAGAGAUAAUAAAGCUGUUCCUGAACAACAGGCCUGCUGU